Molecule: messenger RNA, 3398 nt
Organism: Dromaius novaehollandiae (emu)
Lineage: Eukaryota; Metazoa; Chordata; Aves; Casuariiformes; Dromaiidae
Gene: MYLK2
Product: myosin light chain kinase 2
Exons: 11
Coding region: 27-2276 (749 amino acids)
Biological process (GO): cardiac muscle tissue morphogenesis; protein phosphorylation; striated muscle contraction
Cellular component (GO): cytoplasm
Molecular function (GO): myosin light chain binding; ATP binding; myosin light chain kinase activity
Source: RefSeq, a predicted model, not a curated record
GGGCGGCGGGGCUCCGGGGUCUCCCCAUGGAGCAGGACGGCGGGCCGGGCAGCGCUCCCGACGCGGGCGGCGGCGAUGGAAAGCCCCCGGCUGAAGCCACGGGCAGCGCAGCCCAGCCCGCGCCGGCAGAGCCCGCGGAGGACAAGGCCCCCGCUACCGCGGCGGAGAAGGUGCCGGCUGCCGCAGGGGAUCGGGAUGGUGGAGGGAAGGAAGAGCCCACGGAGGGGAAGAGCCCAGCUGCUGCCGAGGCUCAGGAUGGAGGGAAGGAAAAGCCUGCGAAAGGGGCUCUGGCUGCAGGAGAGCCUGAAGGCAGGAAGGCAGAGCCCGGGGAGAAGGCUGCGGCUGCGGCCGAGGCUCAGGGUGGAGGUAAAGGAGAGCCCGCAGAGAAGUCUCCAGCUGUUUUAGAGGCUCGGGAUGGAGGGAAAGAAGAACCUGCAAAGGAGAAAGCCGCAGCUGCUACAAAAGCACAGGAUGGAGGGAAGGAAGCCGCAAAGGCAGAGAAAGCCCCGGCUGCAGCAAAGGCUCAGGAUGGAGGGAAGGAAGCCGCAAAGGCAGAGAAAGCCCCGGCUGCAGCAAAGGCUCAGGAUGGAGGGAAGGAAGCUGCAAAGGCAGAGAAAGCCCCGGCUGCAGCAAAGGCUCAGGAUGGAGGGAAGGAAGCUGCAAAGGCAGAGAAAGCCCCGGCUGCAGCAAAGGCUCAGGAUGGAGGGAAGGAAGCUGCAAAGGCAGAGAAAGCCCCGGCUGCAGCAAAGGCUCAGGAUGGAGGGAAGGAAGCUGCAAAGGCAGAGAAACAGGCUGACAAACAGAAGAAGCCCAAGGGCCCGGAGGCAGCGCGCCCAGUCCUGCAGCAAAGCCUGAGCUGCCCGGCCUCCUGCGACAGGGAGGACCAGCCCAGGGCGAAGGCGGCUGCGAUGGAGAUGAUACUGGAGGAGACCACAGCAGCGCAGCCAAAAGAGAGUCCAGCAGCUCCCACCGCAGCGCCUGGCCCUGCCCCGACGGCCCUGGGAGCCCGGCAGGCUCCCGAACAGCCCGUCCCCGCAGCCGAGCCCGGCCCUGCCCCGGGGAGCGCCGGCACCCAGGAGAGGACGUUGCCAGAGCCUGCCGGCGCUGCAGGACAGCCCCAGGCUGGCUUCGCUCCCGGGGCCGCGGAGGAGCCCGGCCCCGAGGCCCAGGGGCAGCUCCCCUUGCCGGACACAGAGCCGCCCCCCAGCCCCUACCUCACCCCGGACUUCGGGAAGGAAGACCCUUUCGAGAUACUGGACGACGUCCCUCCGCCGCCUGCCCCCUUUGCACACCGCAUCGUCACGCUGCGGUCCGCCAACGUGAGCGCCCAGUUCAACCUCAGCACCAAGGACAUCCUGGGAGGGGGCAAGUUUGGUGAAGUCCGCACGUGCACAGAGAAACAGACGGGGCUUAAACUGGCUGCCAAAGUCAUCCGGAAACAGGGCGCCAAGGACAAGGAGAUGGUGCUGCUGGAGAUCGACGUGAUGAACCAGCUGAACCACCAGAACCUGAUCCAGCUCUACGACGCCAUUGAGACGCCCCAGGAAAUCGUCCUCUUCAUGGAGUUCGUGGAGGGCGGCGAGCUCUUCGAGCGGAUCGUGGACGACGACUACCACCUGACGGAGGUGGACUGCAUGGUGUUCGUGAGGCAGAUCUGCGAGGGCAUCCGCUUCAUGCAUCACAUGCGCGUGCUCCACCUCGACCUCAAGCCGGAGAACAUCCUCUGCGUCACUGCCACUGGGCACAUGGUGAAGAUCAUCGACUUUGGGCUGGCUCGAAGGUACAACCCCCGGGAAAAGCUGAAGGUGAACUUCGGCACCCCCGAAUUCCUGUCCCCCGAGGUGGUGAGCUACGAGCAGGUCUCCUACAGCACGGACAUGUGGAGCAUGGGCGUCAUCACCUACAUGCUGCUCAGUGGCCUCUCCCCCUUCUUGGGUGACAAUGACACCGAGACACUCAACAACGUCCUGGCUGCCGACUGGUACUUUGACGAAGAGACCUUCGAGAGCGUCUCUGAAGAGGCCAAGGACUUUGUCUCGAACCUCAUCAUCAAACAGAAAAGCGCCCGCAUGAGCGCUGGCCAGUGCCUGCAGCAUCCGUGGCUCAACAACCUGGCGGAAAAGGCCAAGCGCUGCAACCGCCGCCUCAAGUCCCAGGUGCUGCUCAAGAAAUACGUCAUGCGGAGGCGCUGGAAGAAAAACUUCAUCGGGGUCUGCGCUGCCAACCGGUUCAAGAAGAUCAGCAGCUCGGGGUCACUGACGGCGCUGGGUGUCUGAGCUCAGCCUCCCCGGGAGGCGACGGAGCGAUGUGCGCGUCAAGGCCGAAGAGCAACACCCACUUGGCAUAGGGGCUUGCGCGCUGCAGAGCCUGGUCCUGGGACUGUGCAGGAGAGUGACACGUAGUUCUUGCUUCUGGAUGGCAGUAGGAUCUCUGCUGGGGUUAGACCCUGCCUGCUUCCCGCCGGGGGGGCAGGAGCGAGAGGCUGGCGAGACACAGCCUGGUCCCACGCACGUGUGCGGCCUCUGCUCGUGCUGCUGUGAGGUGGCUGCUCCGGACCCCGCGCUGCUGUGAGAUGCCCACUGCACCCCUGCUCCGCGCCUCCCCCGAAACCACCGCCUCGGGCCUUGCCUGCUGCAUCCUCUCCCUCCGCCGAGGCUCCUGCCCUGCCCUGGCUCCGAGCUGCUGCGUGACUGCCUGGGGGCCGGGACCCGCCGGGUUCCCACCCCCCACCCCACCGCUGCGGAGCUGCUCCGUAAAGAUCACCCCGCCCUGGAUGAUCCACGGCAUUGCUGUGCUGGGAUCCCCGUUGCUGUCAACGCUGGCAGACCCUUCCCGGAGUGCCGGGCCUCGGCUCGAGCUGUCCUCGUUCCCGUUAAGCCACUGCUCCUGUCCGGACUCCCCAGGACUGAGGCCGCCGCUUACCGCUAGUUGCAGAUCUCAUCUCUGGAACAGCCGCUCUGGAUUUCCGGCCCUUCUGCGCGUUCUCCCCACCCGAACAUACCGAAUGCCGCUCGGGAUCCCCCGUGCUGCCGCCCAGCUCCGCUCUGCAGUGCUGCCGGGACCCCCCUCCUCUGAGCUCCCCGUCCCAAGGCAGGGGGGCCUGGAGAGCGUGUGCGCCAAACCCCCCGAGCCGCAGCAUCGCUGCUCUGCUUGCGUUUCUUUCCCGGGACCUCGGAGGGGAAAGGCCCGUCCCAUGUGUUGAGCACUGCUGUCUGGACUGGCCCUACUCGCUUGUCACUGCCUUGGACCCAAGAUUUGUGCAUUCAGCCUGCAAAUGCUGCAGCCCUGCCCUGGGGUAGUUGGUUUUUUGGACCCAGAGGUGCCCGAUCUCCCUGGCAUUUGGCUCCGCUCCCCACCAGCGCACAGCGGGAAGGGCCCCGCGUGCCAGGCCGGAGCCG